AUGAAGUUAAAUAUUUCUUAUCCAGCUAACGGUACUCAAAAGAGUAUUGAUAUUGAUGAUGAACACAAAUUACGUGUCUUUUAUGAAAAAAGAAUGGGACAAGAAGUUGAAGGUGAUUCAGUUGGUGAUGAAUUUAAAGGUUAUAUUUUUAAAAUUACUGGUGGUAAUGAUAAACAAGGUUUCCCAAUGAAACAAGGUGUUAUGCAUCCAACAAGAGUUAGAUUAUUAUUAGCAAAAGGACAUUCAUGUUAUAGACCAAGAAGAACUGGUGAAAGAAAAAGAAAAUCAGUUAGAGGAUGUAUUGUUGCUCAAGAUUUAUCAGUUUUAGCAUUAUCAAUUGUUAAACAAGGUGAUUCAGAUAUUGAAGGAUUAACUGAUACAACAGUACCAAAAAGAUUAGGACCAAAAAGAGCUAAUCAUAUUAGAAAAUUCUUUGGUUUAACAAAAGAAGAUGAUGUUAGAGAUUAUGUUAUUAGAAGAGAAAUUAAAAAAGGUGAUAAAGUAUACACAAAAGCACCAAAAAUUCAAAGAUUAGUUACUCCACAAACUUUACAAAGAAAAAGAGCUUUAAAAUCUAAAAAAGUUAAAAAUGCUCAACAUCAAAGAGAUGCUGCUAAUGAAUAUGCUCAAUUAUUAGCUAAAAGAUUACAUGAAAGAAAAGAAGAAAAAGUUCAAAUUAAAAAGAAAAGAGCUGAAUCAUUAAAAAACUAG
Lodderomyces jiufengensis is the source of this 711-nucleotide messenger RNA. RefSeq names its product 40S ribosomal protein eS6 (gene RPS6A). Gene Ontology annotation, cellular component: ribosome. The record is from RefSeq and is a predicted model, not a curated record. Gene Ontology annotation, biological process: translation. Gene Ontology annotation, molecular function: structural constituent of ribosome. The coding region runs from base 1 to 711 and encodes 236 amino acids. The transcript is spliced from 2 exons. Lineage: Eukaryota; Fungi; Ascomycota; Pichiomycetes; Serinales; Debaryomycetaceae.